Molecule: messenger RNA, 3951 nt
Organism: Nyctereutes procyonoides (raccoon dog)
Lineage: Eukaryota; Metazoa; Chordata; Mammalia; Carnivora; Canidae
Gene: CHRDL1
Product: chordin like 1
Exons: 12
Coding region: 290-1669 (459 amino acids)
Molecular function (GO): protein binding
Source: RefSeq, a predicted model, not a curated record
CCGGGCCGCCGCCGCGCCCGCGCCUUGGCUCUGCCUCCAGGAGCCGAGCGAGCCGCUGCUCCCUCGUGGUGUGAGGGCGGUGAUGUUUUUCCUCCCACCCACUUCUGAGUCCCCCCUCCCCCCCUCGUGCGCACUCUAGCUCUCGCCACAACCUGCAAGCCCCAGACUUCGGAGGAGCGCCCCGGGGAGCUCGGAGCGCGUGCACGCGUGGAAGACGGAGCAGGCCAGUGGCCAGCAGCUUGAAUACACCGGGCCCUGAAAUUUUGAGUAGCCUUUUACAGUGGCCAGGAUGAGAAAAAAGUGGAAAAUGGAAGGCAUGAAAUACAUCUUCUCCUUGUUGCUGUUCUUUCUUUUCCUAGAAGGAAGCAAAACAGAGCAACUGAAACAUUCAGAGACAUAUUGUGUGUUUCAAGACAAGAAGUACAGAGUGGGUGAGAGAUGGCAUCCUUACCUGGAACCUUAUGGGUUGGUUUACUGUGUGAACUGCAUCUGCUCAGAGAAUGGGAAUGUACUCUGUAGCCGAGUCAGAUGUCCAAGCCUUCAUUGCCUGUCCCCCGUGCAUAUUCCUCAUCUGUGCUGCCCACGCUGCCCAGAAGACUCCCUACCCCCAGCGAACAAUAAGGUGACCAGCAAGUCCUGUGAAUACAACGGGACUACUUACCAACAUGGUGAGCUGUUCGUGGCUGAAGGGCUCUUUCAGAACCGGCAACCCAAUCAGUGUACGCAGUGCAGCUGUUCGGAGGGGAAUGUGUACUGUGGUCUCAAGACUUGUCCCAAGUUAACCUGUGCAUUCCCAGUCUCUGUUCCGGAUUCCUGCUGCCGGGUAUGCAGAGGGGAUGGAGAAUUGUCGUGGGAACAUUCUGAUGGUGAUAUCUUCCGGCAACCUGCCAACAGAGAAGCAAGACAUUCUUACCACCGUUCCCACUAUGACCCUCCACCAAGCCGACAGGCUGGAGGUCUGCCCCGCUUUCCUGGGGCCAGAAGUCACCGAGGAGCUCUUAUGGAUUCCCAGCAAGCGUCGGGCACCAUUGUGCAGAUUGUCAUCAACAACAAACACAAGCAUGGCCAAGUGUGUGUUUCCAAUGGAAAGACCUACUCCCACGGCGAAUCCUGGCACCCAAACCUCCGGGCAUUUGGCAUCGUGGAGUGUGUGCUGUGCACUUGUAAUGUCACCAAGCAAGAGUGUAAGAAAAUCCACUGCCCCAAUCGAUACCCCUGCAAGUAUCCUCAAAAAAUAGAUGGAAAAUGCUGCAAGGUGUGUCCAGGUAAAAAGGCAAAAGAAGAACUUCCAGGCCAAAACUUUGACAGCAAGGGCUACUUUUGUGGAGAAGAAACGAUGCCCGUGUAUGAGUCUGUGUUCAUGGAGGAUGGGGAGACCACCAGAAAAAUAGCCCUGGAGACAGAGAGACCACCUCAGGUAGAGGUCCACGUUUGGACCAUUCGAAAAGGCAUCCUCCAGCACUUCCAUAUUGAGAAGAUCUCCAAAAGGAUGUUUGAGGAACUCCAUCACUUCAAGCUGGUGACCAGAACAACCCUGAGCCAGUGGAAGAUAUUCACCGAAGGAGAAGCUCAGAUCAGCCAGAUGUGUUCAAGUCGUGUGUGCAGAACAGAGCUUGAAGAUUUGGUCAAGGUUUUGUACCUGGAGAGGUCUGAAAAGGGCCACUGUUAAACGAUACAGAUGGUGUUGGAGAGGGUGAAGCAAGAAAACUGAAGCUGCAGCUGGACUGCGGGCUUAUUUUGCUUAAGUCACCAGUGCCCUAAAACCCCAAACUCAAAUGCAGUUCAUUAUCCACGCCAUGCACAGUAUAACUUGCUCCUUUAUGUGGAGUGGUGUGUCAGUCCUUAAACAUCUCCUCCAAAGAGACUAGAAGAGUCUCGAAUUAUUUGUGGGAGGAAGCAGGAUAGAACACCACAGCACUGCUCUAGUUUCUGGGAGAAUCACAUUUCUUUACAGGUUAAAGAGUAAACAAAAACCUAGGGUUUCUGUCUAGAAAGUCACUCCAGUGAAAGAAAAAGACAAGAAUUUGCUUAGUAGGAUUUGUGUAGUACAGAGAAAAUAUGUGUAUGAAAUUAUACUCUUCGACUUUUAGGAUGUCUUGUGUUUUUAAGAAAAAAUUAAUUCCCCCUCCACAUCCACCCAGAGAUGCAUGUAUACGCGCACACUCACGCACACAUGCGCGCGCGCACACACACAUACACCAGACACUAAACUGCAACCUUCCUUCUGAGGCAAAGCCGGCACAGGCUCUCCCCUCCUUGCCUGGCUCCCAGGUAGCUUGGAAGUUGUGGGUACCCAGGAGGAGAAAGAAGGAAUUGUGAGCAAAAGGCUCUGCCCUUGGGUCAGUGGUGUGGUUGCCACCGUCACCAACUAUGGUGGCAAGGUGAAGAAUAAGAACACCGUCUCAUGGCCACAUUCACUUUGAAGCCCUAAAUAACUUUUCCCUAGUGCUACACUUCUCUUUUUUCCCUGAGCCCGUGAGGCCCCCAUAAAGAAGUUAGAACUGGGAUAGAAUCUUCUGAAACUGAGUCCACACAAGACAAAAUAAAUGUUGAAGAAAAUGGUGGCUCAGGGUCCACAAGGCAACCUUCUGUGUUUUCAAGUCCAUAGAAAUCACUGACGAAUAGCUCAAUAUUCAUUCAUUUUCUUGAUGCCAGAGUCUGUAGUCCAAAACUUUAGGUUAAAUUAUUACAUUCUAGAAGCUCCUUAAAAGGGCACGGUUCCUUCUUCUCCAGUUACAGGAGUUCAUUUUGACUUUGCAAAAGGGCUCAGUCCCCCACAAGCUUCUGAUUAUUGGCUCUUCAGUUAGAAGAAUUAUUGCUCAUUAGGGGAGGUGGACAUUCUGGUUAGGAUCUUUGUUCUAAACUUUGCUACCAUUCUCAUCUCAUCCACCAAGCAGGGGUUUGAAUCAUGAAUCCUAGAGAAGGCUGCUCCAAAAAUGUCAAUUUGCAGCUGGAUACCAGAGUGGAACUUAUCCAUUCUGAGGCCUGGCUUUUAGAAAUCAUUUUUGUGGCAAAACCCUAAAUUCUCCACCUGGCUCUCAAGUGGGCCUUCUAGAUUCAUCCCUUCUGAGAGGCAUGAAUGAACUCUAAUGAGUACUCAGAAGUAUUAAGGAAGCAGACAUCCCAUAUUCCCACUCCAUGACUGCAGGAAAGAGGAACAGUGUUUUCCUUACAGUAGUUGACACCAAGAGGGAAAAAUGCAGAGGUCUUUAUGGCAACCUGGCAUAAAGGAAUCUGUUCUCAUAAGAGACGGGGGUGCCUCAUGGCCAGGCCUUCAGGAGACAAGCCUCUUACCAACCCUUCCUACAUAGUCUCUGUGGGAAAGGGAGGGAGGACACCCAGGGCUAAGAGGCCACAGAGCAGUAUUGCAGAGGCUGCUUAGUAGCUGCUGCCUCCCUCCCAGAGGUGGCAGUAUUUCCAUAGUGUGGAAACAAGUGACUGGAUCCUGAAGCAAAGUGGUGAUUUCCCCUUCUGGAUGACUCACCCCAAAGCCUUCCCACCCAGGUGUUCUCUGAAAUCUCAACCAUAAGGGAACACCCGGAGAGCUUCCCUAGAUAGACUUCUGCCCCCAGGGGCUGGGACACACCUUUACAAAGUACUGUGGGAAGUAGGAGCUGGGGAGCUGUGCUAGGCCAACGGAGAAACCUUCCAGCGUUUGGUGUAGGCAGUAGGACAUUAGGGAGAAGAGGCCGAGCCACCUGUACCUAGGAAAGGAAUGGAUGUGGUUCUUCUUGUAUUUAUUUGUAUCAUAAACACUUGGAACAACAAAGACCAUAAGCACCAUUUAGCAGUCGUAGCCAUUUUCUAGUUAACUCGUGUAAACCAGAGUAACGUAACAGUAUUAGCCUUUCGCUCUUCUCACAGGACAGGUACCUAAAUAGGGUACUUAUUUAUGUAGUCGCUGUAUUUCUGGAUUUUUAAAUUAAUAAAAAAGUUAAUUUUGAAAAAUCA